UUACGGCGCUCCUGACGUGUUGCGCGGCGCUGCCGGAGCCGGCGGCGCGGUUGGUGCGGUAGCAGCGGUCUACACGGCGUGCUGUGGCGGUGUGCUCGCGCUGGGAUGAGCGCGCGCUGCCCAGCCGCGCAGCGGAGUCAUGGCCAGCACAGUGGUAGCAGUUGGACUGACUAUUGCCGCUGCAGGAUUUGCAGGCCGUUAUGCUUUACAAGCCAUGAAGCACGUGGAGCCUCAAGUAAAACAAGUUUUUCAAAGCCUACCAAAAUCUGCCUUCAGUGGUGGGUACUAUAAAGGUGGGUUUGAACCCAAAAUGACAAAACGGGAGGCAGCAUUAAUACUAGGUGUAAGCCCUACUGCCAAUAAAGGAAAGAUCAGGGAUGCUCACCGACGGAUUAUGCUCUUAAACCACCCAGACAAGGGAGGAUCUCCUUAUAUAGCAGCAAAAAUCAAUGAAGCUAAAGACUUACUAGAAGGUCAAGCUAAAAAAUAAAUGUGAUGAAUUUUAAGUCAAUUAGUCUAUGUUUUUGUAAUAAAAUACCCCAGAGCUAUAAUUUGUGAAAUGACUUAGAA
This is a messenger RNA of Myodes glareolus (Bank vole), 570 nucleotides long. RefSeq names its product DnaJ heat shock protein family (Hsp40) member C19 (gene Dnajc19). Gene Ontology annotation, cellular component: PAM complex, Tim23 associated import motor. The record is from RefSeq and is a predicted model, not a curated record. Lineage: Eukaryota; Metazoa; Chordata; Mammalia; Rodentia; Cricetidae. Gene Ontology annotation, molecular function: ATPase activator activity. Gene Ontology annotation, biological process: protein import into mitochondrial matrix.